AUGUAUUGGAAAAUUCAACAUUCUAAAUACACCUGUUCGAGGAUUCUUGGACACCAGACUUAUUUCAAAAUUAAUACUCCAGACCUCAAAUCUUUCUCACAAAUAAAUUUACUCAAAUCUCUACUGAACUGUGAUUAUGCUGCACAUGAUACACUACAGGAUAUGACUUUCCUUCAAAAGCUUAUGGAAUCCUCCAAAAUUGACUUUACUGAUGCCAAAUUUUCUUCUGCAACUUUUACUGUUCCAGCGGCAUUACAUUCCUUUGACCAAUCAGCUUUAUGCAAGUUAAAUAAUACCUUUGAUAACCAAUUAAAUCUACCUACACUACUGGAAAUUGUUGACAAUAAAGUGUUAAGCAUUAGAAAGGCACGGAAAAUUGCAGCUUCGAACCUUAAUAAGGCUUCACUUCUAAUAGCAUUUUCAAGAGGUCAGGAGAAUGGAUUACAACAAAUUUUCUCUGAGGAAUGUGGCAAAGGACCAAGAGUAACAAGAUCUUCUAAAAUAUUCCAUGUUGUUUCCAAGUAUAUUUCAGAACACUUAAUUGAAAGUUAA
Messenger RNA from Mytilus trossulus (common blue mussel), 552 nucleotides. RefSeq lists its product as uncharacterized. The transcript has a single exon. NCBI's taxonomy places the organism in Eukaryota, Metazoa, Mollusca, Bivalvia, Mytilida, Mytilidae. The record is from RefSeq and is a predicted model, not a curated record. The coding region runs from base 1 to 552 and encodes 183 amino acids.